CUUAAUUGUUUACUAAAUUCACAAUAUAUUGAUUUUUUGAUUAAAAAAUUUAAAGGUCCUUGUCACAAUUCUUCGUAUAAAUUACUCGAUUAUUUUGGUAAUCUUAGGCAUAAAUCAAGAUAUAUAUCCACAAUUAAAGAUAUUAAAAUAGAUUAAAAUAACUAAAAAACAUGAGUUUGCAAUGGACUUUAAUAGCUGGAUUUUUAUAUGUUGAAAUUUUAGUAGUUUUAUUAUUAUUAUUACCAAUUAUUUCACCUUUAACAUGGCAAAGGUUUUUUAAAUCUAAAUUUUUAAAAAGAUUAACUAAUCAAGGAACGUUUUUUUUUUUACUUUUACUUGGAAUAUUAGUUUUGUUUUUAUUAGAUGCUAUUAGAGAAAUGCGAAAAUAUUCUACAAAUACUGAACAUAAAGAAUAUCAUUUGGAUACUGAAAUGCAAGGUAAUAUGAGAUUAUUUAGAGCGCAACGAAAUUUUUAUAUAUGUGGUUUUGCAUUAUUUUUAAGUCUUGUUAUACGACGUCUUGUUACUUUAAUUUCUGCACAAGCUAUUUUAUUAGCACAAAAUGAAGCAGCUAUGCGACAAGCUCAAUCUGCAACUACAACAGCAAAACAUUUACUAUCACAAAAAGCAGAAAAUGCACAGAAUGACUUUAAUGAAGCUCACAAUGAAGAGAUAGCAGAAUGGAAAAGUCAAAUUAAAGAAUUACAAACAAAAAAUAAAGAAUUAGAAGAUCAGGUUAUAAAAGAAAAGAAAGAUAAAGAAACCAUUAAAUCACAAGCUGAAUCUCUUGCUAAAGAAUAUGAUCGAUUAAAUGAUGAACAUAGCAAAUGUCUUCAAUCAAGCGGUGAUAAAAAAAGUGAUUAAAUGAUAUUUAAUUUUUUGUUUUUCUCUUAAUCUUUUGUCAUUUAUUAUUUUAUUAUAUGAAAUUUUGUUGCAAUUCAUAUUUAAUAUUAUAUAAUAUUAUGUUAUAAUUAGA
Molecule: messenger RNA, 975 nt
Organism: Apis laboriosa (Himalayan honeybee)
Lineage: Eukaryota; Metazoa; Arthropoda; Insecta; Hymenoptera; Apidae
Product: B-cell receptor-associated protein 31-like
Exons: 3
Coding region: 171-863 (230 amino acids)
Biological process (GO): endoplasmic reticulum to Golgi vesicle-mediated transport; intracellular protein transport
Cellular component (GO): endoplasmic reticulum; endoplasmic reticulum membrane
Source: RefSeq, a predicted model, not a curated record